AAUUGCGCUAAUUUCUCCCAGUUUGUGAGCGAGUCGCAGUUGAAAAGAUGUCAGAGAUCGCGAUACGCGCCCUAAGGGUGGAGGACUACCCGGAGGUGGAGGCCUUUCUGGCCGAGCACUUCUUCAAGCACGAGCCACUGAUGCUCAUACCCCAGGAGGACCCGUCCCAGGCCGCCGUCAUACCGACCGAGUCAGAGCUGCAUCACCAGCUGCUCCAGCAGGGCCUCUCCCUGGCAGCCGUCGACAAUGCUGGACGCAUUGUGGGAGUAACCCUAAAUGGGGCCAUGGAGCCCUCAGACCUCGAGCGGGAGUACAAGGAAGCACAUGAGAAGCCAGUCUCAUGUCUGCUGGACAAGAUUCAUAAGCUCCUGGCCGGAAUCGAGUGGCGGGCGAAUGUCUUCAAGCACUACGGGGUGGAGCGGGUCCUCUACCUCUACAUGCUGGGGGUGAGCACCACAGUGCGCCGCCAGGGCGUGGGCUCCCGCCUAGUGGCCGCCACCAUUGAACUGGGCCGCACCCAUGGAUUUCCCGUCGUCUGCUCCACCUGCACUAACCUCAACUCCACACGCCUGAUGACCGCCCUGCAAAUGGAGUGCGUCCUGGCUCAGGAGUAUGCGGAGUACAAGGACGAGCGGGGAGAGGUUAUCCUCCAGCCGGCGGCUCCCCACACAAAGGCCAGUGUGGUGGGUAUUCGACUCUAAAGGGAUUCCCCCGAAAGCCAAAAAGCCUGAAUUAAGAUUAGUUAGUUAAAGUGUAUGUGGAAUAGUCACUAAGAAGAGUUUAAAUUUUAAAGUAAAUCAUGGUUUAAAAGUUGAUAUUCUGUAUUGUUUGUAUCUUAAUUGGUUUUAUAUUGAGUUUAUUGCCGGCGCGAUACGAGUAUCUUUGAAGUACUCACAUGCGUGCUUUUUAUUGCCUUUUUUAUUUUUCAUAUCUCACUCUCUCACAAAAACCUUGAAAUGGCUAUGAUUACGUUACGGAAAUGUUUAUUUUCUGUUUGCUCUAUAGAAUGUUAUGUCUAUAUAUUCAUAUUAUGGCAUAUUGGUCCAGAUUCUAGAAAGCUUUUUGUUGACAAACACGACAGUGGUUUAAAGCUUAUUUAAAUGAUAAAUAAAACCAGAAGAAAUGAGGUUCCUAACUAUACGAUACCCAGAACUUUGAACUCUAAAAACUCUCAAUAAAGCUCACUAACCAUAACAACAACGUUGAAAAUACCCCAAAAGUUGUAAAACUACAUUGCAUAGAUUUAAGCUGUUGACAUUCGAAAAUUUUAAUAAAGUGAAAAUAGUUUCCGGAAA
This is a messenger RNA of Drosophila bipectinata, 1295 nucleotides long. RefSeq names its product Arylalkylamine N-acetyltransferase-like 2 (gene AANATL2). The record is from RefSeq and is a predicted model, not a curated record. Gene Ontology annotation, molecular function: N-acetyltransferase activity. NCBI's taxonomy places the organism in Eukaryota, Metazoa, Arthropoda, Insecta, Diptera, Drosophilidae.